CCGUAAUUUUUUUUCUGCUAGUCGGGCUAAAUAUUUAUUUACUGUGCUCUAGAUUUUUUCAGAAAAAUUACGAAUCAGUUUAAACAAAUGAUCAAUGUUAUCAUCGACAAUAACAGGCAGUCACCUUUCCCGUGGCUUUAAUCGCUUGAAACUCAUAUACGAUGCAAGCUAUGGGGAAAAGAUUCCUAAUUUAACUUUAACCGGAUCUUCCAGAACUGUGAAUUGCCCAUAUUCUACGACUGCUAGAACGGACAUUUGGGAAAAUGGUCUUCCAUCGGUAUCCAGUAACACCCCGCCAAAAGAUUCUAGAGUGGUUAUCUGUGGCGGAGGGAUUAUGGGAGCUGCGGUGGCACAUCAACUAGCACAAAGAGGAUGGGGCCAGCACACGGUAUUGAUUGAAAGAGGACGAAUUGGCGAAGGCAAUCCGUGGCAUUUCAGCGGCUUGCUGGGAGAGUUGAAACCAACCCAUUCACAAGUGCUCCUUGCACAAACUUCGUUAGAAUUAAUUCGGGAUUUACAUGCUAAAGGCCUCCCAACAGGAUGGAAACAAACCGGAUCUUUAAACUUGGCUCGUACUCGUGACCGCAUGACCAUGUUCCGUCGCAUGAAAUCACAAAGCGUAGCCUGGAAUGUAGAAUGUGAAAUCGUAUCAGCCGAAAAAUGCAAAGAGCUUUGUCCUUUAAUUGAUAUAAGUGAUAUAGUGGGGGGGUUGUGGAUUCCAAACGACGGAGUUGGAAACCCGAACGCCUUUUGUCACAGCUUGGUGCAUGAAUCUCUCGAAAAGGGUCUAACAGUAGCUGAAAACUGUUCCGUAACUAAAGUCAUACAAAAGGACGGACGAGUUAAAGCGGUUGAAACGAGCAAAGGCACUGUGGAAUGUGUAUAUUUUGUAAACUGUGCAGGAUUUUGGGCCCGGCAAGUGGGGCAGAUGUCAGAGCCAUAUGUUAAAGUGCCACUUCAUGCAGCAGAACAUUACUAUCUUCAUACCAAACCAAUCGCUGGGCUUGAGGGGAAGAUUCCUGUCGUACGGGACCUGGAUGGGCACAUUUACUUCCGAGAAAAUGAUGGAUGCCUUUUGGCUGGUGGGUUCGAAGCGACCGCGAAACCCGCCUACGAAGAUGGCGAAAUACCUGUUUCGACGGCUGAACGAAAACUUCAUCCAGAUUGGGAUCAUUUUCAUCCCCUCCUAGAAGAACUUCUUCGUCGCUGCCCUACACUUCAAGAUAUUCCUCUGGAGAGGCUUUCCAACUGCCCAGAAGCAUUUUCGCCAGACUGUAAAUGGAUCAUUGGUGAAGCUCCAGAGAUUCAAAAUUAUUUGGUAGCUGCUGGAAUGAAAACUGUGGGAAUGUCUGCAGCUGGCGGAGUAGGACGAGCGAUAGCAGAUAUAAUAACACAAGGUUAUUCUACGGUGGACUUACACGAGUUAGAUAUAUCCCGUUUCUUGGGUCUGCACAAUAAUCGAAAAUUUCUUCGUGACCGUGUUCGAGAGGUGCCUGGACUGCAUUACGAUCUUAAUUAUCCGUUUCAUGAAUUUCGAACAGGCAGAAAUUUGCGAAUGUCUCCAAUCUUUCCCGCGUUAAAGGAAGCAGGAGCAGUCUUCAGUCAGGUGAUGGGUUACGAACGACCUGCGUGGUUUGAUAAGAAAAAUGCCACUAAUGAAAAGGGUAGCCCUAAAUUUCGCAUAGCCACAACCAACGGAUUUGGUAAACCACAUUGGUUUGACCAUGUACAAAGCGAGUAUGAAAAUUGUCGCGAAAGAAUAGGAAUGAGCGAUUACAGUACAUUUACAAAGAUCGAUUUGUGGUCCAAAGGAAAUGAAGUAGUCGAUCUGCUACAGUAUCUUUGCUCCAAUGAUGUAGAUCAACCAGUAGGAUCAAUUAUUCACACCGGCAUGCACAACCGCCAUGGUGGAUAUGAGAAUGAUUGCUCAUUGGCGCGGUUAUCAGAAAAUCAUUACAUGAUGAUUGCACCGACUGUACAGCAGGCUCGUUGUAAAGCAUGGAUUGAUCGACAUUUACCACCGGGAGGUCGUGUAAGCGUAUCAGAUGUGACGUCUAUGUACACUGCAAUCUGCAUUAUGGGACCUUUUACUCGGAUUAUGCUUUCCGAGCUUACGGAUACUGAUUUGUCUCCAAAAAGUUUUCCAUUUUUCACUUGUAAGGAACUGGACGUCGGUCUUGCAAAUGGAAUUCGAGCAUUGAAUCUUACUCACACUGGAGAACUCGGCUAUGUCCUUUACAUACCAAACGAAUUCGCAUUACACGUAUACACGAAGCUCAUGGAGGCUGGCCAAAAAUAUGGAAUACGACACUGCGGCUAUUAUGCUAUGAGAACACUUCGAGUAGAAAAGUUUUUUGCAUUUUGGGGUCAGGAUUUGGACACGUUUACAACUCCUUUAGAGUGCGGACGAAUGUGGCGCGUAAAGUUUAAUAAAGGGGUAGAUUUUAUCGGAAGAGAUGCUUUGCUUCAGCAAAGAGAUAAAGGAGUGGAACGUAUGUACAUACAGUUGCUGAUCAACGAUCACGAUCCUGACCUUGACUUGUGGAGUUGGGGCGGUGAGCCGAUAUAUCGUGAUGGGAUAUACUGUGGGCAAACAACUACUACCGCAUACGGAUUUACUUUCAAAAAACAGAUUUGUCUCGGAUUCGUAAAAAAUUUGCAUUCAAGUGGACGGGCACUUCCGGUAACAAAUGAUUACAUACUGAGUGGCGAUUAUGAGGUUGAAAUAGCUGGAAUACGUUAUCCCGCUAAGGCUAAUCUUCAUUCUCCAAACUUGCCCACCAAGUACCCGGAUCAAGAACGAGAGGCAUACAAAGCUACGCGUGAUAAGAUGGACGAGUCGAAUCUUUUGGCUUAUCGACCCAAUAAGUAAUCCGUAUCCAAUGGUUUGAGCGUUAGAUCAUUAUUUGUUCUAAUAUUGUCGAAUGUGUGAAAAAUAACAGUUUGUUGCUGAUUCGUUUUAAAUAAAGGAUUUUAUUUUUGUUAA
Messenger RNA from Anopheles coluzzii, 2986 nucleotides. RefSeq names its product pyruvate dehydrogenase phosphatase regulatory subunit, mitochondrial. Gene Ontology annotation, molecular function: oxidoreductase activity; protein binding. Bases 95 to 2872 code for a protein of 925 amino acids. Gene Ontology annotation, cellular component: mitochondrion; cytoplasm; mitochondrial matrix. Lineage: Eukaryota; Metazoa; Arthropoda; Insecta; Diptera; Culicidae. The record is from RefSeq and is a predicted model, not a curated record. The transcript is spliced from 8 exons.